This is a messenger RNA of Coniosporium apollinis CBS 100218, 5685 nucleotides long. RefSeq lists its product as uncharacterized. Lineage: Eukaryota; Fungi; Ascomycota; Dothideomycetes. The transcript is spliced from 2 exons. Gene Ontology annotation, molecular function: phospholipid binding; tubulin binding. The record is from RefSeq and is a predicted model, not a curated record. Bases 1 to 5685 code for a protein of 1894 amino acids. Gene Ontology annotation, biological process: establishment of mitochondrion localization; microtubule cytoskeleton organization; dynein-driven meiotic oscillatory nuclear movement. Gene Ontology annotation, cellular component: mitochondrion; cell cortex.
AUGGCGACAGUUGCGAGCUUCUCUCCCGGCUCACUGCCUGCAGAGGAGUACACCGACAACGAUCCAUUCAUUACCGCACAAACUCCGGAUCAAGCGCGCCAUCGCUAUUCCGCAUUUAACACCAACUUGUUCUCCCUAUACUCAAGCGGAUCACCCUCACAGACCAAACGCGCUCUCGAGGCUCAUCUCGCAGAGACAGAGCGACGACUACAAGAGGCAUCGCAAUUAGGCACGGUGCUGGUGCAGCAGCGGCGCGAACUCAGCGACAAGCUGAAAGAGGUCGAAACUCAACAAACAGAAAACGAGAUCGGGCCCGAGCUGCGGCAGAAGCUGGUGGAUCUAGAAAAGGAGUUCAACGAGGUUGGCAGAGAAACGGCAAGGGCGUUCAUACCAAAGCCGCGAAUACCCAGCGGCGAAUCCGUCGGAUCAACCAGCACAUCUUUAUACUCCUCCGAGGCUCAGCACUCGCCUUCCAAAGUUAGCGUACCGUCCCGCAAGCAGAGAAACCAUCAGCCAAGCCGGAUACACGACAUCAAGCUCGCGACGGAAAUCAGCAGCUCGCUCCUCACGCAGAUCCGAGAACUACAAGCCGUACUUGCUGAGAAGGAUGAAGCACUCAAGGCGGUUGUUUCGGAGAAGUCACAACAGGAGCUGGAAGUCGAAGGCCUGCUGCAGCGUCUGCGCGCCCUGGAUGAGAGCGAACAGCGGUAUAAGGAUGAGAACUGGAGUCUUGAGACCCAGGUUCAUGAACUGUUGACCGCUUCCAAGGAAGCCGCGGACAGAGAGGCCCGGCUGGCACAAGGGUUAAAUGCCGCGAAGGCGGAGAAGGCUGCUGUGGAACAUGAGUUCGAGGAGCUGAACCAGGUUCAUGGAAAGCUCAGCGAGGAGCAUGCAUCCUUCAAGAAGCAGCUCGAUUCUGAGAUCUCUGGUUUGCGGCGCAAUGUCAGCAUGGGUGAGAGCGAGCGAGGGGCCCUACAACGAAAGGUCGAUGAUCUCAUCUCUCAAAAUCAAGAGCUAGCAAAGGCCGUGGCCUACCGUAUGAGGGCUGAGGAACAAGAGAGGGAGCGCGAUACCGCAUCGGACCAAGAAGACGAUGCUGCCGGCCGCAUUACUCCGGAGCAUUCGCCGCCCCCGUCUCCCACUAAAGCUACGCCUCGAAACGGCGCGCUGGAAUCGGAAACGCUCAAGAGCUCCCUCGCCCAUGCCCAUCGCAUGAUCCAGAACCUAAAGAACAACAUCCAUCGUGAGAAGACUGAGAAGAUCGAGCUCAAGCGAAUGCUGCAGGAUGCUCGGGAUGAGCUUGAGUCAAGGCGAAGUGGCGGCAUUGGUCCGGACAGCGCUGUCAAGAAACGCAAGAGUAACGCGCAGCAGGAUGUUUUCAAGAAACCUGCGCGACCGGAGAGGUUAGGCGGAGCACGCACCAGCAACGCUGAGAUCAUCAUCGAUGACCCUGAAUGGGAAGACCAUGAUGGACAGGAAUCUCCUAGCCGGCAAGCCGCAGCAAGGGCAAACAGCGGUACUGCCACAGCGGGUGAGGGUUUCGGAAGUUCUCGUCUCGCACCGCCUUCUUUCAACGACUCCUACCAGGGGUCCACCGAUACUUCGGACGCUUUUGAAACUGCCAACGAGCGUGACGGAACUACCACCGAAACGGAUGCUUUUAUGACUACCGCCGAGACUCUGGAUGGGGAUAGCAGUGGUGAUGCCACCGAAACCGAGGGAAAUGUCUCGACCGAUAUGCUCGCGAGGGCCCGUCGUCCAUCUCCGCUUGUGAUGAACAAUGGUAAUCGAAACUCAUACAUGAGCACAGCUUCUGCGUCCGGUGACGACUAUGACGAGAAUGACCUCCGGACACCUGUACAAGCACAGCAACCCCGCUACCGUCUCAAGAUCAACCGGGGAGGUUACAUGCGUGGCUCAAGGUCCAGCACAGGGGUGUUACCCAGCAUUGAACCCAGCUUCCAGGACUCUCCGGCGAGCGUCGUCACCAGUUCGAGCGACCACGCAGCCGGGAAGACCUUGUUCUCCGAAUUAGGCAACCUGAGCGACGGAGAGAGCGAAGAAGGUAGCAUACGCGAAGGCACACCCAGUUAUUCUCAGGUAUCGUCACGACAGGCCUCCGCUUCUCCUGAACUGCGGAAGUCGGUUCUCAGCCGGGAGCUCAAUGACAAGCCCACUAGGCCGACUGUUGCUAUGAUAGAUUCUGGAAUGAUGACCGAGCCAUGGGAACCGGAGAGUGACCUCUCCAACCCUGCCACAAUCAUAAGUGCUGCACUUGCUGGCGGGUUCGGCCUAGGUCUAGGCACUAGUACCCGGAACGAGGCUACCAUGCAACACGAAUCUGCUGCGGCACCAGCCAUUGCCGAAGCGGACAGGGCGUUGACGGACGCUAUCAGGAUCCCGCUUCCCGCCGAUGAAGUCUCUGCCAUAGUCGAAGAUACGCACCCUGAGGCAGCCACAACCUCACCCGCCGCAACACGACUGAACAUGUCAACAAUAUCGGCUCUGCAAUCGGAACCCAUCGAGCCAAUCACCGAGAAGUCGCCGGCGCGCGUCCCAGCAGAAACUUCACAGACUGUACUGCCGGCUACGCUAGAGAUAUCCUCUAUAGCAGCACAAGAGGUGGAACCAAUCGAGCCGUACAUUCCGGAUGUCGAUGCUUUCAGAGCAGCUACACCUCACGAACAGCUUCGACCUGACUCUGCGACGCUUGGGGCUGCCUUGAUCGGUGCCAACACUUAUAAGCGCUUGUCUAGUUCACCCGAACUGACACGCAGGACCGUAGAACCACAUGUGCCAGAGCUGGAAUUUGCCCCAAUAGUAGAGGAAGAGGUGGUGCCAGUAUCUCCACCAAUGCCAAGCACUCCAACGAUGCCUAUAUUCAAGGCUCCUGGACACUCCCCUCCUACAUCUGUGGAUCCGUUCUCGAUUGAUUGUGCCCAUGGAGAAGCCCUCAGAGAACCGGCAUCCGUCUCCACUGACGACCAUAUAAGAAGGCUACCACCUUUCACCAUGGCCAUGGUGGGAGAGCCGCAAAGUACAGAGCCUCUGACGCCGGAGCGUCCUACAACACCAGGUCGUGUCCUCCGAGUCAAUGCCUUUGCCUCCGAGGAACCCGCAGAUGUACCAGCGCUCCCCGGUACCGACGCAUCCAAGCCGGGAGCGGGCUUCUUCGGUGCCAUGUCUGAGCAUGAAAGAACACUUUCAGCGCUUGAAUCAGGACAAGACCAGAAUGAGAUAUCUCUGACCCCUAGACAGGAGGCCGACAGGGCGGCCUACGACGCUAAGCGCAUCUCUGCUGUCCAGGCCUUCUUCAGGGACAGGAGCAGAACGCCGGAACGCGUCGGGGCGAGUCUGCCAACUAGUGACGAUGAAGUUCCGCCUGUUCCUCAGAUGAGUAAAACAGAUCUGCCUGCGACUGGCAGCGCAAUGAUGAUGUCGUUGCAAAACGAUAUUGAUAGGGAGCUUCGCGACCGAAACGGUGGCCCUACUCCUGUAGAUAUCCGAAACAAGGCUAUUGCGAGCGGUAGCGGGCCCGGUAGCAGCGUGCAUACGACAGAGACCUACGUUGAUCAGGACUCGGUUACUCCUAUCACGCCAUCUCGCCGAGACUUGGAUAACGAGUUCACUGAUCAAAAGCGUAUCUCUGCUGCUGUAGACUUCUUCAAGGAGAGCGAUAGGAGAAAAUCAGUACAGAAGGAAACAGAGUCUCCUGGACCGGUUCUUUCCGCCAGAAGCGAGCGUCGAGAGAAGCGUCCCGCUGGGAUGCUGAUUGCUGAAGAUGGGACAAGUCAGCCAGUAAGGGAGGAACCUGCGUGGCAAGAACUCGACAACGGCCCCUAUGAGCGGUAUCGUGCACCGGCGGCCCUAGAACUCUCCGAGGACGAGAACAGGGGUAGGAGCAAGACACCUGAAAGGGGUAGAGUGCCUUUCCAGCCCGUGGAUGCCAAUGUUGUCAACGGUGAACGUCCGGUAACCGCGAAGAGAGACGGAGCAUUACCUGCCAGGCGACCACAACUUGAGAUGGCUGAUGAAGGGACCCAAACCAUGGUCUCCGCAGAGCAGAUUGAGAAGCUGCUAUCACGGAAGCCUGCGCCCAUCAUUGCGGCUGCUCCACCAGUCCAGCCACCGUCGCCAAGAAAGUCGUCCAGUCCCAAGAGGUCAUCAGUAAUACCAGCUGGCGUCAUAGUUGACCCCAUGCCCCCUAAGUCUCGCAGGCUUUCCGGCACCGGAAGUGUCCGCAGCAUUCGUGCAGCUUCUCCACCUCCCCUGCCUGCAGACCAUAAGCAGGUCAUUGCUGCCGCCGCCCAGCGGGCACCCGCACCGCCACCGCCUGUUCCAAGUUCACCUGGCACAAUGGGACCCCCAGUCAUGCCAGCUUCGGCUUAUAGGACAAGCGUGCCAUUCCAGCCUCGACCUCGAACCCCUACAGGUGACAAAAUGGCAAGCCCAACGUCGAAGGGCGGGACGACACCUCGGCCACAAUUCACAACUAGGCGCAGCGACACUUCCACCCCCAUCAGUCGGCACGCCUCUGUCUCCUCCUUCGCGUCUGAACUAGACCAACGCUUCAAUAUCACCCGCAACGCCCUCCCACCCGACCAGUUCGAUCCAUCUACCACCGAUCCCCGCAUGAUCCAAGCAAUAACGCAGACCAUGAUCGGCGAGUUCCUGUGGAAAUACACCCGCAAAGCCGGCCGGGGCGAGAUGUCUGAGAACCGACACCGCCGCUUCUUCUGGGUGCACCCCUACACUCGGACGCUCUACUGGAGCGAGCAAGAUCCCGUAACCGCGGGCCGCGCACAGCUAAAAGCAAAGUCCGUCGCCAUCGAAGCCGUCCGCGUCGUCACAGACGACAACCCCCUCCCUCCAGGUCUCCACCGCAAGAGCAUUAUCGUCGUGACACCCGGCCGCAGCAUCAAGUUCACGGCCACGACAGGCCAGCGCCACGAGACGUGGUUCAACGCGCUGAGCUACCUGCUGCUGCGCACCAGCUCAGAGCGCGACGACGAGGCACACAUGACGGACGCGGAUGUCGACGAGUUUAACCCGAGCUACGACCGCAGCCAGUCCCGCGCUACCCGCGUCUCGCACGCGAGCCUGUCAAGUUACAACUCCCGCACGACGCGCACGUCGAGCCCGCAGCGCAACGGCGUCCCGACGCUCGCGCAGCGCCAGUCCGCCGCGGCAGAGCGGGUUCAGAACGGCACCACCGCUACGCAGACCCAGGCACCGGGUAACGCGAGCCAGGGCUCCAUGUCCGGCCGGCUGAGCAGUCUGAGCGGGAUGUUUCGCGCGCCGUCGGGGAUGAGGGGCUCGUUUUCGAGCAGGAGGAGCAGACAUAGUCAGCAGCCUGAGAUGAUCUAUGAUGCGCCCGUCGUGCACGACUCGGCAGAGGAUCUGCGGAGGGUUAUCGAGACGCAGGAGCGGGAGGCGGAUCGGUUGGAGAACGUUAGGGCGUGCUGUGAUGGCAAACACGACGUCGGCUCCCUCCCCCACCGCAAAGAAAGCACGGGCCGCGGCAGCCGCGCAGGCAGACACAGCCUCUCGCUGACCGGCUCCGUCGCGUCGCGCCAUCGGCAGUCAGGAAUGUCUACCACCGAUCGACACGGCCAUGGCACGGGGCCGGACGGCCGCUACCAUGCGCAGACGGAGAUGGAGGCGGCGGCAAGUGGUGCUGGUUAG